Phoenix dactylifera (date palm) is the source of this 1246-nucleotide messenger RNA. RefSeq names its product gamma-glutamylcyclotransferase 2-2-like. Gene Ontology annotation, biological process: glutathione catabolic process. Lineage: Eukaryota; Viridiplantae; Streptophyta; Magnoliopsida; Arecales; Arecaceae. Gene Ontology annotation, cellular component: cytoplasm. The record is from RefSeq and is a predicted model, not a curated record. Gene Ontology annotation, molecular function: glutathione specific gamma-glutamylcyclotransferase activity.
ACAUAUCAUGCGGGUAUUCGCACGGGGCAUCCCCACGCCGUCCCUCGCCGCAUAUAAAUAAAGCCCUCGUCCCCGCUUCUCCCAUCCGCCAUUGAAGCCCAAGCCACCCCCCCCCCCCCCCGAGAGAGAGGGGGAAAGAGAGAAGCCGUUGGAGCGAGAAUCUAGGGUCUUGAUCUCAGAUUCAAGAACGUCGCUUGGAUUUUAGAGUUUGGAUUCGAAUAGGAAGGUCCGACGCCGUUUUUGUUCGUAAUUAAAUCUUUCGUCCUUUUCGCUGAGAUCGAGGACUUGUUUCUGGUAGUGAUAAUGGUGUUGUGGGUUUUUGGGUAUGGAUCAUUGGUAUGGAAUCCCGGAUUUGAUUUUGAUGAGAAAAUAGUUGGCUUCAUCAAGGACUACAGGCGUGUCUUCGAUCUUGCAUGCAUAGAUCACAGAGGUACACCUGAAAAUCCAGCUAGAACUUGCACAUUGGAGGCCAAGAAAGGAGAAGUUUGUUGGGGCACUGCAUAUUGUAUUAGAGGAGACAUUGAAAAGGAAAGGGCAGCAGUGCAGUAUUUGGAGAGAAGAGAAUGUGAAUAUGACCAGAAAACUUCUGUGGACUUUUACAAGGAAGAAGAUACUCUUAAGCCAGCUGUAACGGGAGUCUUGGUAUUCACAUCCACCCCAGAUAAAAAGUAUAACAAGUACUAUUUGGGUCCUGCUUCUUUGGAGGAAACAGCAAGACAAAUAGCUACUGCCAGUGGGCCGUGUGGAAACAAUAGGGAGUAUCUGUUUCUUUUGGAGAAGGCAAUGUUCAAUAUAGGUCAUGAAGAUGACUAUGUGAUCGAGCUUGCGAAUGAGGUGAGAAAGGUACUUGAGAGUUUGAUAGAGGAGGUAUCUGGGGUCCCUAUCUCUUGGAAGCCCCAUAAACCUCUUAUUGCAUCCUUUAGACAAUUCUAGUUGUCUCCUAGCAGAUAUGGCAGCAUCGAUACGUAUAUCUGAUAUGGUUGCCCUCUUUCCAUCUUUCUCUUGAGUCUACGCCCUCAAUUGGAGUUCCUUGGCAGGGGAUUCUUAGUACCGAGGACCACGGCUUCUCUUCCUCUUUAGUAUUCUUUUUCUCUUCAGAUCCAGCCGGCUUCUGCAUUCCGUUCCUCAGCAGACCCUCAUUACUUUUUUUUUAACCAUAACAAUGAUGUAAGAGACUGAUGUUAUCUACGGUCCAUGAGCUGUAACAAUAAGCAAACUCUCAAUGAAGUAAUAUUUUCAAUCUUUA